Messenger RNA from Laetiporus sulphureus 93-53, 996 nucleotides. Its product is annotated as cobW-domain-containing protein. The transcript is spliced from 7 exons. Bases 1 to 996 code for a protein of 331 amino acids. NCBI's taxonomy places the organism in Eukaryota, Fungi, Basidiomycota, Agaricomycetes, Polyporales, Laetiporaceae. The record is from RefSeq and is a predicted model, not a curated record. Gene Ontology annotation, cellular component: cytoplasm.
AUGACCAUCCCACCCGCAUCUUUGCCCUCCCCCAUCUUGAUUACUGUCUUCACUGGCUUCCUCGGCACAGGCAAAACGUCGAUCAUCCUCUCGUUGUUGCCACAGCUGCCCCCGGACUACUGCAUUGUGCUGCUCAAGAAUGAGUUUGGUGUUGUUGAGGUGGACAGCCAGCUGGUGAAGCAAUCGAGCCUGGUGGCAGUGAGCGAGAUCCUGAAUGGAUGCAUGUGCUGCAUUCUGGUCGGGCAGAUGAAGACGGCAUUGCUGGAGAUACUGAAGAAGUACCGUUCGGACAGGAUCAUCAUCGAAUGCUCAUCAGUGACCUCCUUCCCUGCAAUGCUCACUUUUCAGAUUUGUGAGCUUGAAUGUGAGAUGGGCGGGAAGUUGAAGCUGGACGUGAUCGUGACUGUCAUUGACGUGAAGAACUUUGUAGGAUAUGAGGACUCGUCACCCACCACGCAGAUGCAAGCCAGCUACACGGACAUCAUCCUCAUUAACAAAUCAGAGCACAUCUCAGAGCGCACGCUGGACAUCCUCGUCGAUCAUCUGAACACGCUUAACGACCUGACACUGAAGGGCGUCAACCCUAGGCUGAUCUUCGGGCUGGACUCGAAGCUGUUCCUCAGAAGUGCAAACAUGGAGAGCGUGGAGGUGCCGCAUCAUGAGGAGGUCAAAACAGUCACUGUGUACGCUGGCUCGGGCAAUGUACAUACGCACGUGCACAGCACGGGCUGUGGUUGCAUGGGCGAUCACGAGGAGAUGCAUCCCACUUCAGAGCCAGUUGACAAAGCAUGGCUAGAGGAAGCGCUCAGCAGCCUGUCGAAGGAGAUGGUAUGGUGGGUGAAUGGAUUCGUGCGGCUCUCUCAGGGACCGUGGAUAGUAAAUUGGGCAUUUGGGUGGUACGACGUGCUUGAGACAGGCACGGGUGGGCUGAAGGAUGGUGAUGGGCUGCUGGUGACAGUUAUAGGUGAGCACGGAGACAUGAGGUGGGCUGCGUAG